Messenger RNA from Salvelinus namaycush (lake trout), 1116 nucleotides. Its product is annotated as forkhead box protein E1-like. Gene Ontology annotation, molecular function: DNA-binding transcription factor activity, RNA polymerase II-specific; RNA polymerase II cis-regulatory region sequence-specific DNA binding. The transcript has a single exon. The record is from RefSeq and is a predicted model, not a curated record. The coding region runs from base 1 to 1116 and encodes 371 amino acids. Lineage: Eukaryota; Metazoa; Chordata; Actinopteri; Salmoniformes; Salmonidae. Gene Ontology annotation, biological process: cell differentiation; anatomical structure morphogenesis; regulation of transcription by RNA polymerase II.
AUGCCGGUGGUCAAAGUGGAGAAAGACACUUCUGAGAUCUCCCCGCCUGCUCCCAACCCCCCUCAUAUGACCACAACAGUGUCGGACGAACCGUCAAGGGGCCGCCGCAGGAAGAGACCCCUCCAGCGAGGGAAGCCCCCCUACAGCUACAUCGCCCUCAUCUCCAUGGCGAUAGCCAACUCGCCCAACCAUAAGCUGACCCUGGGCGGCAUCUACAAGUUCAUCACGGAGCGGUUCCCCUUCUACCAAGACAACUCCAAGAAGUGGCAGAACUCCAUCCGCCACAACCUGACCCUCAACGACUGCUUCAUCAAGAUCCCUAGGGAGCCAGGGAGGCCCGGGAAGGGUAACUACUGGGCCCUGGACCCCAACGCAGAAGACAUGUUCGAGAGCGGCAGCUUCCUCCGGCGCAGGAAGAGGUUCAAGCGCUGUGACUUUACGACCUACACGUCAUAUGUACAUGAGUCCCCUGUCUUCUCGCCUGUCCAGAUCGCUCGCUCGACCUACUCCAGCUCCGUCUACGGCUCCAAUAUGGCGGUGAGUCCCCCGUACGGCCAGCAUGGUCAGCUACCCUCUGCCUACUACCCAUCUUCCUCGCCCCCCGGGUUCGGUCCUCACUGCCAGUCCCACUCCCGCAUGUUCAGCAUCAACACAAUCAUAGGGCACCCCUCCGGGGGUCAGGGGCCCGAGAUGAUGCAGCAGCCCAGCCGGAGCUUCAGUCCAGAUGGAGGCCCCGCUGGGGGCCCCAGCCACUGUAACCUUGGAGCCCCAGCCUUCCAGGCCCAGUCAUGUGGAGGGGCCAUGCUGUCCCGCUCCUCGGCCCAUGUGGGGUUUCCCUACUCGGGCCCCAACGGACACCACCACCACCCACACCACCACCCACCUCAGGGCUCCUACAGCCAGGGACACAGCCAGGGGUAUGGAGGGUCAGGGCGUCUCCACUCCCACUCCUCACCCCACAUGGCUGGAGAUGCUGUGGAGCAUUAUGGGAGAGUGUCCCCGGGACAGUUGGGCUCGUUGGUCCAGUAUAAUGGUGCAGGUACCACCAGCACUGGAGCCUACCUAAGACACCCCACGUACUCGGGGAACAUGGAUAGGUUUGUGUCUGCCAUCUGA